AUGGGGAGCGGACUCCUCGCCGCCGCGCCGCUCGGAAUCGCGGCGUCGGCGCCUCGAUCCCGGCGGCGCACGCGUCGCGCGCCCGUUAACGUCGCGGCGACAUCAGCCAGCGGGGAAGACGGGCUCGAGCGAGUGGAGAACUGCUCGGGGUGCCUGCGCCCGGAGAGCUGCCCGUGCCCAAAGGCUAUCCGCCGCGCCAAACAGAAGCAGCAGCAGCGGCGGCGGGAAACGAGCCGGCGGGACGAGGACGACGCCGCGCCCGGCCGUCGUGCGGUGCUCUCGGCCCUCGGCGCGGUCGCCAUGGGGGGCGGCGGUGCGGUCGUCCCGGGCAACCCGGCGGUCGCGAUGGAGAACGGCCUCAUAUCCGAGGCGUGGUCCGCAAUCUCCGGCGCCCCGUCCGACCUCACGUUCCCCGAGGACUUCCUCGGUACCUGGCUGUGCUACUCCACGCUCACGCGCGUCGAUACCCUCCAGGGCGACGAACUGGUCCAGGACAUCGCGGUGGUGAACCGCGCGCGGAAAGACGUCGGCCAGCAGAUCGUCUACCCGAUGAGGUUCAUCAAAAACGACCAGGGACGGGUGGUGAUGGACAGGGCCUACAACGUCGUCAGGAUGGCGGAGGCCACCGCGCGCGCGUACAACGUCAUAGACUCGGUGGAGUGGGACGUCAACGACCCGAACGUGCUGAGAGGGAGGAUCGGCGCGGACGGCAGGAGCGUGUUCUUUCGGGUGAACCAACGGAGCGAGGAGUACCCGGCGCCGGACAGGAUCGAGACUUCGGAGGUUGCGCAGAUCGUCUUUGACGGCGGGGAUAACGGGGGAUACGCGCCGACCCCGACGGACGACUCGGUCCCGGCGGCGAUCCCCGCGAUGGCGCUGGGGCCCGACGGAACGCGCGAUCCGUCGGGUGCCGCGAAGGCGACCAAGGUCAAGUCGAGCAGGACGUUCACCAAGUGGAAGUUUCGGUCGGCGGAGGCUGCCGGGGAUGGGCCCGCCAUCGUCGCGGGGCAGACGGUGUACGAUUACCUGACGUCGUUCGACCCCGGGUUCAUCGAGAGCAGGGGACAGCCCGUGACGCAGUACACGUACAAGCUGGCGCUGUUCAGGGCGAACAAGUACAACCUCGAGAACUGA
Molecule: messenger RNA, 1134 nt
Organism: Micromonas commoda
Lineage: Eukaryota; Viridiplantae; Chlorophyta; Mamiellophyceae; Mamiellales; Mamiellaceae
Exons: 1
Coding region: 1-1134 (377 amino acids)
Source: RefSeq, a predicted model, not a curated record